CCAACUGGGAAAAUGAAGAACUUCUGGAAAAUUCCAGUUUUCUUCUUCGUGUGCAGUUUCAUGGGACCCUGGGCAUCUGCGGCUAUCAAGCGUCGCCCAAGAUUCCCUGUCAAUUCAGAUUCUAACGGUGGAAAUGAACUCUGUCCAAAGAUCAGAAUUGGCCAAGAUGACUUACCAGGGUUUGACCUGAUUUCUCAGUUCCAGGUAGAUAAAGCAGCAUCUAGAAGAGCUAUCCAGAGAGUUGUGGGAUCAACUGCAUUACAAGUGGCUUACAAACUGGGAAAUAAUGUAGACUUCAGAGUUCCAACCAGGAAUUUAUAUCCCAGUGGACUGCCUGAAGAAUACUCCUUUUUAACUACUUUUCGGAUGACUGGAAACACACUUGAAAAGAACUGGAACAUUUGGCAGAUUCAGGAUUCCUCAGGGAAGGAGCAAGUUGGCAUAAAGAUUAAUGGCCAAACAAAAUCCGUUGCGUUUUCAUACAAAGGACUGGAUGGAAGUCUCCAAACUGCAGCCUUUUCGAAUUUGCCCUCCUUGUUUGAUUCCCAGUGGCAUAAGAUCAUGAUUGGUGUGGAAAGGAACAGUGCUACUCUUUUUGUUGACUGCAACAGGAUUGAAUCCUUACCAAUAAAGCCAAGAGGCCCAAUUGAUGUUGAUGGCUUCGCUGUGCUGGGAAAACUUGUAGAUAACCCUCAAGUUUCUGUUCCAUUUGAACUUCAGUGGAUGCUGAUUCAUUGCGACCCCCUGCGACCCAGAAGAGAAACUUGCCAUGAGCUGCCAGCCAGAAUAACGCCCAGCCAGACCACCGACGAGAGAGGUCCCCCUGGAGAGCAGGGUCCCCCAGGGCCGCCAGGGCCCCCUGGGGUUCCGGGCAUUGAUGGCAUUGACGGUGACCGAGGCCCAAAGGGUCCCCCAGGCCCCGUGGGUCCUGCGGGAGAGCCGGGAAAGCCAGGAGCUCCAGGCAGGCCCGGCACUCCAGGCGCUGACGGAUUAACAGGACCUGAUGGAUCCCCUGGCUCCGUUGGACCAAGGGGACAAAAAGGAGAACCUGGUGUACCUGGACCUCGUGGAUUUCCAGGUCGUGGUAUUCCUGGACCCCCUGGUCCUCCUGGGACAGCAGGACUCCCUGGAGAGCUUGGCCGUGUAGGACCUGUUGGUGACCCUGGGAGAAGAGGACCCCCUGGCCCCCCUGGCCCCCCAGGACCCAGUGGAGCAAUUGGCUUUCAUGAUGGAGAUCCACUGUGUCCCCAUUCCUGUCCACCCGGUCGCUCAGGAUACCCAGGUCUACCAGGCAUGAGGGGUCAUAAAGGGGCUAAAGGAGAAAUUGGUGAACCAGGAAGACAAGGACACAAGGGUGAAGAAGGUGACCAGGGAGAACUGGGAGAAGUUGGAGCUCAAGGACCUCCAGGAGCUCAAGGUUUGAGAGGCAUCACUGGCAUAGUUGGGGACAAAGGGGAAAAAGGUGCUCGGGGCUUAGACGGAGAACCUGGGCCUCAGGGUCUUCCUGGUGUACCUGGUGAUCAGGGACGGCGAGGACCUCUGGGAGAAGUGGGUCCCAAGGGAGAUAGAGGGGCUCAAGGUUCUAGAGGAAUUCCUGGUCCCCCUGGGCCCAAAGGAGACACGGGCUUGCCAGGUGUGGACGGCCGUGACGGGAUCCCUGGGAUGCCUGGAUCAAAGGGUCAACCAGGGAAACAUGGGCCUCCUGGUGAUGCAGGAUUGCAGGGGUUGCCAGGUGUGCCCGGAAUUCCUGGUGCAAAGGGUGUUGCUGGUGCAAAGGGAACUACAGGUGCUCCAGGGAAGCCCGGUCAGUUGGGAAAUUCAGGCAAACCGGGCCAACAGGGGCCUCCAGGAGAGGUGGGACCCCGAGGACCCCGGGGACUGCCUGGCAAUCGAGGAGAAACAGGACCCGUAGGAUCCCCGGGGUUACCAGGUAAACUGGGUCCUGUUGGUAGCCCUGGCCUCCCGGGCUUGCCUGGGCCCCCUGGACUUCCAGGAAUGAAAGGUGACAGGGGUGUAGUUGGUGAACCUGGUCCAAAGGGUGAACAGGGUGCCUCUGGAGAAGAAGGUGAAGCAGGAAGAAGGGGUGAACUUGGAGAUAUAGGAUUACCUGGCCCAAAGGGAUCUAUGGGUAACCCUGGGGAGCCUGGCUUGAGAGGACCUGAAGGAAUUCGGGGGCUUCCUGGAGAGGAAGGACCAAGAGGACCACCUGGACCCCGAGGAGUGCAGGGAGAACAGGGUGCCACCGGCCUGCCCGGUGUCCAGGGCCCUCCGGGUAGAGCACCGACAGAUCAGCACAUUAAGCAGGUUUGCAUAAGAGUCAUGCAAGAGCAUUUUGCGGAGAUGGCUGCUAGUCUCAAGCGUCCUGACUCUGGUGUCUCUGGCCUCCCUGGGCGGCCUGGUCCCCCUGGGCCCCCAGGCCCCCCUGGAGAGAAUGGCUUCCCAGGUCAGAUGGGAAUUCGUGGCCUUCCGGGCAUGAAGGGACCCCCUGGAGCUCUUGGUUUGAGAGGACCAAAAGGUGACUUGGGAGAAAAGGGAGAGCGUGGCCCUCCAGGAAGAGGUCCGAAAGGUUUGCCUGGAGCUACAGGUCUUCCAGGUGACCCAGGCCCUGCCAGCUAUGGGAGAAAUGGCAGGGACGGUGAGCGAGGGCCCCCAGGGGUGGCAGGAAUUCCUGGUGUGCCGGGGCCCCCAGGACCUCCCGGCCCUCCCGGUUUCUGUGAGCCCGCCUCCUGCACCGUGCAGGCCGGUCAGCGAGCCUUUAUCAAAGGGCCCGAUCCCUGAGAGGCUUAGUGCUGCAGGGCUCUCUGCAUAGACCACGCCUGGUGAAGGAGAAAGGCCACCCGAAGCUGGGGAAGGAUGACGAUUACCUUCCACGUGAUUACAGAGGUCCUACUUGACAAUCAGAUUUAGAAGAAUGGUGCUAUUCACUAAGUCCUCUUCCCUUCCCUUGGAGGGAAGCGAGCAGAGUCAUUGGUUAACAAAACACACACACAAACCUCCCUUUAAAUAAAUUUAUAAUCCUGUUCCCAGGAUCUUGAACUUUA
This is a messenger RNA of Lemur catta (Ring-tailed lemur), 3041 nucleotides long. It is a transcript of the gene COL9A1, whose product is annotated as collagen type IX alpha 1 chain. The record is from RefSeq and is a predicted model, not a curated record. Lineage: Eukaryota; Metazoa; Chordata; Mammalia; Primates; Lemuridae. The transcript is spliced from 38 exons. The coding region runs from base 13 to 2778 and encodes 921 amino acids.